This is a messenger RNA of Blepharisma stoltei, 1602 nucleotides long. The record is from the annotation of a GenBank genome assembly. Lineage: Eukaryota; Ciliophora; Heterotrichea; Heterotrichida; Blepharismidae.
AUGAUAGGAGGCAUAACAACUGAUACUGAAAAUUCUUAUAAAUCAGCAUUUUAUCAAUACAAUCUUACUAUCCAAGAAUGAAAAAAUAUUACGAAUCCUUCUAAUUUAUUUACCUUUAGAUCUCAUGCUAAAGGUGCACUAAUUGGCAGUGAUUUUUAUAUUUUCUUUGGACUUGAAGCAAACUCAAUGAAAGAACUGGCUACUUGUUACAAAAUUUCAUUAGAAGAUCCAGAAUUUAAAUGGAAUCUUAUACCUAUUUUGGGAGAUAAUAACGAUUUAAUAAGAAGAAGUUCUUAUGGAUUAGGAGUUUUGCAUGAAAAAGUGUAUCUAUUUGGUGGCACACGAGAUUUAGAGCAAAAAAACAGCUUAAUAAUAUUUGACAUGUCUAAGAAUCCUAUUGAAUAUCAAUAUUUUAAUGAAUACAAUAACCCUGGCUCAAGAAUGUGCCAUUCUCUCAACGUUGUUGGAGGACAUUUGCUGCUAUUUGGUGGGGAUAGAAAAGGUGAAAAAUUAAAUGAUUUUUGAAAGCUGGAUCUUAAAACACUGGCAUGGAAAUUUUUAAGCCCAAGAGGAGAAGUCCCUUCAGGGAGAUCUCAUCAUGCUGCAGCCUCAAAUGGAGAUAUUUUGAUUAUUUGAGGAGGUUAUAGUGUUGAAGGGUAUCUAAAUGACGCUUAUAUUUAUAAUAUUCUAACAAAUAUAUGGUAUAAGGUUGACUAUAGUUCUGAAUCAGUCCCAAGUCCUAGGACUGGGGCCUGCAUGGGAAUUGGAUAUUCAAUGGUUCUAAUUUAUGGCGGAAUUACAUAUAAUGGCUUAUCAGAUGAACUAUGAUAUCUUGAUUUAGACACUAAAAGUUAUACCCAGCUACAAAGUGCAAACGACGGCCCCGGUCCAAUAUAUCUAGCAGGCUGCAAAUGCCCAUCUGACAGGACUCACCGGCUAUUUGUGCAUAGUGGGAUCGGACCCAAUGAAAUCCCUUCAAAUGGGAUAUACAUUUUCAAUAAGUCUUAUAUGAACUGGACUAAGCUAUACCACGAUCAAGACAAUUUACAAUAUGCAAGAGGCUACACUAAAAUCUUUAAGGUCAAUUUUAAGUAUGUCUAUUUCGGUGGAGAAGGUAUUAAUUCCCCAGAUGACUCUUGCUAUUAUUGAAAUCAAACCAGCAAUGGAUUUUAUAAAUUUGGAGUACUUCCUAAGUAUAUUUUUGCAGCUGCACAAGAAUGCUUUGGGACUAGCAUAUAUAUGCAUGGAGGAGGGGCUGCUAUGGGAGAAAAUUUUCGAUGGACUGUCCCUGUUAGUAAUUUUUUAUAUGUUGAUUUAAUAUCUGCUUGUGUUGGAAACGAUCCUUGCACUUGGGCAUGAUGCAGCUCAGGAACUUAUCUUUCUAACAAUGUCUGUGAAAUUUGUCCAUCAGGGACUUAUCAGCCGUAUUACGGCGGGACAUGCUUAAAAUGCCCCAAAGGGACGUAUUACCCAGGAAUAGGAGCAACAUCAAUAGAUCAGUGUUAUCCAUGCAAUGAUGGGACUUAUAAUCCUUAUAAAGGGGCUUCUUUUUGUCUUAACUGUCCAGCUGGAGUUACAUGUCCUGCAGGGAGCAGUGACUAA